Nannizzia gypsea CBS 118893 is the source of this 2178-nucleotide messenger RNA. Its product is annotated as Ku80. Gene Ontology annotation, biological process: telomere maintenance; cellular response to gamma radiation; double-strand break repair via nonhomologous end joining. The record is from RefSeq and is a predicted model, not a curated record. Gene Ontology annotation, molecular function: telomeric repeat DNA binding; double-stranded DNA binding; damaged DNA binding. Bases 1 to 2178 code for a protein of 725 amino acids. The transcript has 11 exons. Gene Ontology annotation, cellular component: Ku70:Ku80 complex; nucleus. Lineage: Eukaryota; Fungi; Ascomycota; Eurotiomycetes; Onygenales; Arthrodermataceae.
AUGGCAGAUAAGGAGGCCACUGUUUAUAUUGUGGACGUCGGGAGGUCCAUGGGGGAGAAGAACGGCGGAAGGGAAUGCUCGGAUCUUGACUGGGCAAUGCUCUACGUUUGGGAUAAGAUCACCACUACGGUUGCUACGGGUAGGAAGACAGCAACGAUUGGUGUUGUCGGCCUAAGAACAGAUGGUAAAACUUCAAAUGACGUUUGGACUAAAUCUAAAGAUGAAGCUUACGAGCAUAUAUCAAUCUUCAAAGAAAUUGGGCAAGCACUCAUGCCUGACCUCAGAGAGCUUCGAAGCUUGAUAAAAACAAGCAGUACAGAUAACGGAGAUGCAAUCUCCUCGAUAGCAUUGGCAGUUGAUAUAAUCGUAAAAUACUGCAAGAAACUGAAAUACAAGAGAAAAAUUGUUCUUGUUACCAAUGGCAAGGGGCGAAUGGACCCCGAUGGCAUGAAUCGCAUUGCAGGGAAGAUAAACGAAGAGGGUAUCGAACUUGUUAUUCUCGGAGUGGACUUUGAUGACCCUGAAUUUGGCAUUAAAGAAGAAGACAAGGAUGCGGUUAAGGCUGAGAAUGAGUCUUCUCUUCAAAAACUAUGUGAUACUUGUGAUGGUGUUUACGGUACUCUGGAACAAGCGAUAUCUGAACUUGAUACACCGCGUGUUAAAGUCGUGCGAGGAAUCCCUAGUUUUAAAGGGAAUUUUAAACUUGGGGACCCGGAAAAUUAUGAUUCUGCACUAACAAUCCAGGUGGAAAGGUACUACCGGACAUACGCAGCCCGGCCACCACCUGCUAGUUCAUUUGUACUAUCCGGUGCACCCCCUGAAGUUCAAGAAACUGGAGACUCCUCAGCAACUUUGAAUAACGCGAGUACUGAGGCUGAAAAGAGCACUUCAAAUGAACUAACAGUUGUCAGAAAUGCGCGAUCUUACCAAGUUGCUGAUUCAGGGGUAGUAGGUGGCAAGAGAGAUGUGGAACGUGAUGCGCUUGCAAAGGGAUACGAAUAUGGCCGGACGGCUGUCCAUAUCACUGAAUCGGACGAAAACAUAACGAAACUUGAAACAAAAGCUGCCUUGGAGAUAAUUGGGUUUAUACCUACUCAAAACUACGACCGAUACAUGAACAUGUCGAAUUCCAACGUAAUUGUCGCCCAGAGAACCAAUAAUAAAGCUAUUAUGGCUCUCUCUUCUAUCAUCCGUGCGCUUUUCGAACUCGAAAGCUAUGCUGUGGGCCGACUGGUUUCAAAAGAUGGCAAAUCCCCUACCUUAAUUCUGUUGGCACCUUCAAUUGACCCGGAUUAUGAGUGUUUGCUUGAGGUUCAGCUACCUUUUGCAGAAGAUGUUCGCUGUUACCGCUUCCCACCCCUCGACAGAGUUACUACCGUAUCCGGAAAGGUAGUGAAGGAGCAUCGAAACCUGCCAAACGAAAGUCUCCUAGCAGUCAUGGAAAAAUAUGUGGAAAGCAUGGAGCUUGUCGGGUCUAAUGACGAAAGUGAUCAAGCAGAAUCCUUUGCUCUUGAGGAUUGCUACUCUCCACUUUUACAUAGAAUUGACCAGGCAAUUCGGUGGCGUGCUAUCCAUCCUACCAAGUUGCUCCCAGAAGUUCCAGAAGUUCUCCAGAAAUUAUCCCGUCAGCCUGAAGAGCUGAAGGAGAAAAGCAAGCCGGUAUUGGAACAACUGAUCAAAGCAUCGGAUGUUAAGAAAGUUCCACCAAAGAUGAAAGGCCGCAAACGAAAUAGGGAUGCUGAUAAGCCUCUUUCCGGUCUUGACGUGGAUGCUCUUUUACAAGGCGAAAAGCGCCAAAAAAUUUCCCCUGAGAAUGCAAUACCCGAAUUCAAACAAGCUCUUGCAAACACGGAUGAUAUCAAUACCGUCAAGGACUCCGUAAAACAGAUGUGUGCGAUUGUUGAGAACCAAAUAAAGCAUAGCUUGGGUGAUGCCAACUAUGACAGAGCGGUUGAAUACCUGGGAACCAUGAGGGAUGAGCUGAUUUCCUUCGAAGAACCAGAAUUGUAUAAUGACUUUGUCCGUGAACUAAAAAGAAAGUUACUGGACGAUAAAUUAGGCGAAGAUAGGAGAGAGCUCUGGUGGCUUAUUCGGAAAAACAGGAUUGGACUCAUCGAUGACAAGCUAGUAGAAAUUUCCAAGGUUACGGAACAAGAAGCGAAAGAGUUGGCUGAAUAG